CCGUAGUGACGCGCUUCGCUCGCCGGCUCUGGCGUGGCGUGGCGUGGCAGCUGCAGCGCGGCUGGGCCAUGCCCCCCCAGGCGCGGCCCACUCCUCUUCGCCCUUGUCUGCCCAGCCGGGAGCGGUGGUGCAGCGCUGGCCGGCCGGACAUGGAAGCAGGCCCAGGGUGACUUAACAGUUUCUGGGGGGGGGAAGGAGGUGGGUCUGUGCAGGCCCCGCCCCCGGCCGGCAGCCCGCCCCACGCCACGUCUGACCAUCUGACCAGCCGUGGGGGCGGCCCUGUGCAGCUCCUCCCUGGGGCGGAGAAGGAGGCGAUGAUGGCGGGCGAGCGCCUGUUACUGGGGGAUGACUUCCUGUCUCCGCCAACGCCUCCGCCGCUGCCUCCGCCGCUACCGCUGCAGCCGCCGCCAAUACCCUCCCCACCGCCGCCGCUGCCUCCGUCUCCUUCUCCACCGCUGCCAGAGCUCGAACCCGAGCCCGAGCCGCAGCCGGAGCCCGAGCCCGACCCGGAGCAGAAGCUUGAGGAGUCUUUGGCUCAAUGGCGCUACAGCCACGAGAGCGACCGGCAGUGGGGGCUGAGGCGCGAAUUCAUCUGCCGGCACCUGCAUAGCUACACCGGCCCUGGGGCGAUUGAAAAGCUGCUGUCCCUAUCUACCGCCUGGACGAACCACAUCUUCCUGGGCUGUAAGUAUGGCCCACAGUUGAUGGAGAAAAUCCUACAGAUGGCGGAAGGCAUCCAAAUCGGGGAGAUGCCUUCCUUCAAAUUGGUGGUGCCCCAGCCCCCUAAAGUGCAGAAGCGGCCCCUCUCUCCACAUGCUGUCCCGAGCCCUCCCAAAAAGAAAGCACUCCCUAGAUUCCUGAUGAGACCUCGGUUUGAGCCUGUACAUUUUGUUGCUAGUAGUAAGGAAGAGGAGAGAAAGAAAGAUCCCACAGACUCGGGAAAUGAAUGGGGAGAUCCACAAGUUGACUCUAUCAAAUGGCCAGUAGACAGUCUCAAAAGUUAUGUACGGGACAGAUUCCGUGCCAGAUUUGGAAAGACUCUAUUUUCUCAAACUCGGUUUUCUUUUGUAGAGAGGAAACCUACAACAAGCAGAACAUUCACAAACUGUGGGGACCCUGCCACAAAUAGCUCAAGUUCUCAGUCAGUUGCUGAAUCUUCUUCUGCAGCAACAUUUCCACACUUAAUUUUAGCUACAAAGCAAAGUUUUAUUGAAAGACUUUCUGGAGCUGUCCAGAGAAACCUUCCUAAGAAAGAGAUGUCUCAUAGAUCUGAGAAAAGUAGCUAUACAUUUAUAUUAUCUCGUUGUUUCCAGGCCUGUAAGACAAAUCCUGAGUAUAUAUACGCUUCUUUAAAAGAAAUCGCUCCUUCUGAUAUCCCCAGAAGUAAGAAAUUCCUGACUGAUGGCUAUGCCUGUGAAGUUAGGUGCCAGAGUGUCUAUUUGACCACAGGUUAUGGUGGUAGCAAGAAUGGAUCUAGGGAUCGAGCUACAGAGCAGGCUGUAAAACUUUUACAAAAACCUGUUGAAGUUAGAAUUGUUAAAAGGAAAUUCAAACACACUUAUCAUGAUGACUUAGUGGUAUUUCCAGCUGGCUUAUCUUCAUAUGAUUUUCCUCCGGCCCUGAGGGUCCCAGAAGACUUUCUCUCCAUCAGGAAUGAAUUUGGGCAGUUACACUCCAAUUCUGCUUAUUCCCUUUCCAAACGCUGGAAUAAUUUUGUCCUCAUAGAAAAUGCAAGUGAUUCUAUUGGUGUCCUUAGUAAGUCUGCUUCCUUCAACAGAAUGUCAAUUGAAUACAAAUAUGAUAUCAUGCCAAAUAAUUCAUGGCGCUGUCAAGUGUUUUUGGAAGGCCAAUGCUUAGCUGAAGGUUAUGGAAGCAAAAAAACAAGUAAAUAUGCAGCUGCUGAUGAGGCACUGAAUAUUCUGCAAAAAAUGAAAUCCAGCAUUGCAGCCACACAAGUUCAACCAGUAAGCUAUUCUACUAAGGAAUGUGGAAAGAGGAAAGAUUUAAGGGACCGAGUAGUUUAUGGGAAUUCCUCAAAUCCAGCAUGCACACUAAAUGAUACAACUCAGUUCAACAAAAUAACUGUUGAGUAUGUGUUUGAAAAGCUGACUGUCCUUCAAUGGAAAUGUAAGGUAAUGCUGGAGAAAGAAUUAAUUACAGAAGCAGUUGGAAUAAAGAGGGGUGUCAAGCAUGAGACUGUAGAAGAAGUUGUCAAAAUCCUUAAAAAGACUAGGCCAACUGCCUUUAACAACCUGAAGAGAGGUACCAUUGAAGACAUGAUCACAAGAAAUGAACUUCGGGGGCGCUCAGGAGAUGAUGGUUAUCAACAGGAGAUCAAAGAGGACAAUAUUGGAAAUCAGCUUUUGAGAAAAAUGGGCUGGAUGGGUGGAGGUUUAGGGAAAUGUGGUGAGGGCAUCUGUGAGCCAAUCUCAGUCAAAGAGCAGCAUAAACGAGAAGGUCUGGGUCUUGAUGUGGAGAAACCAAGUAAACUUUACAAGAGAUACAUUGACCAGAUCAUCAAAAACUAUGCCCAUUCAGAGAGCCACACAGACUUGGUUUUCUCAACAGAAUUUACCAGUGAUGAACGAAAGCAGAUACAUCAGAUUGCUCAGAAGUAUGGUCUUAAGAGUAAAUCUCAUGGAAUGGGGCAUGAUAGAUAUUUGGUGGUUGGUAGAAAAAAGCGUAAAGAAGACUUACUAGAUCAAACAAAACAAGAAGGCCAAGUUGGACAUUGUGACUUGCUUAUGCCUCAAGGAAAUUGAGGCCAGAAAUGUUUGCUGUGUGAAUGCUUAAUUAGAUUUUUUUUUUGAAAUGUUAAUUAAAGAAAUGCUGCAUUUUCUGGUUGCAGGAGAUAACUCAUUUUGAAAAGUUUUCUUUUGCUCAUUUCGUGAAAUGCUUUCUUAGGAGAAAUUGGAACCUAAAGAGCUUCAUUUAAUUGUACUAGCAUAAUCCUGAAGACAAAAUAGUGCUAUUAUUGUGUCUUGAUAUUACUAGUUCUUUCAGAUGUUAAUAAUUUGUAAUAAAAACACAUGUCCAGAAGGAAAGACUUGCUGCCAUUUAAAAUAUGGUUCCCAUCUUGCCAUUGGAAAAGAAAUUUGCAUUUUUCCCAAAAGCAAAAGAAAUUUGAUGAAAAUAUAGAAAGCUGGUAUUAACUGCAAUAAAAGUAUUUUGAUUUCUGGAAUUUCCCAAAAUGCCAUAUCAUUUUGUAUUUUAUCUCUUUUAAUUUGUGUGAAACUAGUUAUUCUAGAAUGUUAGAGUAAAUUGUCUAUAAUGUAUGUAUAAAAUGUCCUUACAGAUAAACAAUAUAAUGCUUUCUUAAAGUCAUUUUAGUGUUUUGACAUUAUAAUCGCUACCAUAUGCUUUCCAGGAUGAUGGGAGUGAGUUACUGUAUGUUAAAUCCAUUUGGGUUCCAAAUAAGUUGAGGUCUUUGGCCAUUGACAAUAUUGCUUGAUUACACUGAUUGAUGGAAACAUUGGAAGAACUUUUAAAAUUCUUAAAAUCAAACUGAUAAAAGAAAGCUUAAAUCACUUGUAUUCGUCACCUUAGAGAAUGUCAUAGCAUUUUUCCAUUGUAACUUUCACAGUGUUUGGAUGUGUGGGACAUCCAAGGCAACAACAACUGUGUCACAGCUUUGUGUAGUGCUGAAGACACUUAUACUUGGUGCUUUGCUUCAAAGGACAGUUGACUCAUCCCUCAAAAAGCUUACUAAAUGUUAAAGAAAAAUUUUGUACCAUGUUAACAGCUUUUAUUUUUCAUGUAUUUCUGAAGUAAUAUGUUUUCUGGAAUGUAAAACCAAUAUUAAUGAAACAAGUGCUCUUUUGAAUAAAAGGGGGCAAAGAUGAAAAUAAAAUGACUUGUAGUGCUUCACUGGGCAGCAGAAUAGCAAUUCACAUUUUCUCUCUGAAGUAGUGAAAUUGUUAGACACAUAAAUAUUUUAACGCUUGUUAAACAAACGUUAUGUAUGAUAGUUAAUUUUAAAUUCCUGUCAUGACAUCUUGAUCAACAGACAGGUACAGCUUGAUUGGUGUUAGUACAAAUAUAGUGUCCAGGACAAAGGAAGUGAUUACUCUACUGUCCAUAGCCUUACUGUUACUUUUAAUUUCACAGAGUACCUUUUUAAAAGACUGACAAACCAGGGGCUCCCUAGGGUAGUUUUGAAAUCGUCUUUAAGUUUCAGUUG
Molecule: messenger RNA, 4180 nt
Organism: Phascolarctos cinereus (koala)
Lineage: Eukaryota; Metazoa; Chordata; Mammalia; Diprotodontia; Phascolarctidae
Source: RefSeq, a predicted model, not a curated record